Messenger RNA from Prorocentrum cordatum, 4988 nucleotides. The record is from the annotation of a GenBank genome assembly. NCBI's taxonomy places the organism in Eukaryota, Dinophyceae, Prorocentrales, Prorocentraceae.
UGAUGAUGAUGAUGAUGAUGAUGUCCGGAGCCCAUUUGGGCUCAAGCAAAACGAACAGGUCCGUAAAGCUGCCGAUAUCGAACUGCGCUUUCAUCAACAUAUUGCGUACAGCUUCCACCUCCAGAGCACGAAUGGCGGAUUUCCAUGUGGCAUUAUGCAUGAUGGGGUUUGUAGCUGCUGUUUCCAGCGAGCACGCAGACAUGCAGCUUAUGCAGAUGCAACAGGCUGGCGUGUUGCACGGCAGUGGAAUCUGGAUGCCGCAGCAGGGUUGCCACACCUCGGUUGAGGGUGAUGAGUGUUUCGACAAGGUCAUGUGGGCGAUGCGGACGGGCAUCCAGCAGCACCCAGAGUACUACCUUCCUCUGACGAGAAAUUCCAGCUUCGAGGACUUCCAGCAACACUUGCACGGCACAGCCAGGCUCUCCGGCGUGUGCCCCAAGCCAUGUGCAGCGCCGAAGUCAGAGGAGCAAGCGCCUGCACCGGCAGCGGAGUGCCGCACCAGCGUCACGGGCGACGAGUGUUUCGACAAGGUCAUGUGGGCGAUGCGGACGGGCAUCCAGCAGCACCCAGAGUACUAUCGCCCUCUGACGAGAAAUUCCAGCUUCGAGGACUUCCAGCAACACUUGCACGGCACAGCCAGGCUCUCCGGCGUGUGCCCCAAGCCAUGUGCAGCGCCGAAGUCAGAGGAGCAAGCGCUUGCACCGGCAGCGGAGUGCCGCACCAGCGUCACGGGCGACGAGUGUUUCGACAAGGUCAUGUGGGCGAUGCGGACGGGCAUCCAGCAGCACCCAGAGUACUAUCGCCCUCUGACGAGAAAUUCCAGCUUCGAGGACUUCCAGCAACACCUGCACGGCACAGCCAGGCUCUCCGGCGUGUGCCCCAAGCCAUGUGCAGCUGCAGCGCCGAAGUCACAGCAGCGAGCUGAGCAGCAGGUCGGAACUCCAGCGCCAACAGUAAUCCAAUUGGAUGACCUACUCGUUUCAACCUACCCUGGAUACGUGCAAAGCGGCCAAAAUUGCGAGUGCGGAGCAGAGAUCAAAGCCUAUUCGGAAGAGUUCGAGACUCUCGAGUUAUGUGCCUCGGAGUGUUCCUUGUACCCAAACUGCAAGUCCAUUGGUCUUCACCCCUUCCUGUCAGUCUGGAAAGGCGGGUGCUAUCUUUACGAUGCAGAGUGUGGGUCAACGAAUGGGCAUGACUCCAACACCACCUGUGCCAAUCCAAUCCCGCAAGGAGCCCUUAGUGUCAACUUCAACAGGAUACCGACCCCUGCGCCCACUCCUGCACCUACGUCUUCAGUUGAGCCGUGCGACGUCACCGAUGGAUCGUCUCCGAGCUCUUUCUACCCGUGUCAGUGCGGGCCUGACAUGUGCGUUACAAACGAGGUCUGCUCAGGUGACAGGCGAGGCUUUUCGUGUUCUCCUCCGGGCAUUCUGAAGGUAGAGUGGCCGUGCCUGACGACUUCUAUCGGCAGCCCUUACUUCGUGUUUUACGGGAGCAGUGCAAGCGGAGCGCCAGUGUACAGCAACACCGACGGCAAUUACAUAUAUUGGGACUAUUCGUGUGAUGGCAUCGACCGGCCUCUGAAGUACGCACAGCCGCGGUGGAUUCUGGACUCUGAAGAACCAAACAUGACAGCAACUAUGGAUUUAGAUUCUGAUGCGGGCUGCGCUUAUUUCGGGCAUCAUGGUAGUUCAGAUUCUAAUGGUGUCCCAUUGGGGAACACAACUUGGUUGGUGGCAUGCGACGGCCAAGGCCUCAACAUGACGGUGACGAUCACUUACGAGGAGAUCCUCCCGACUCCGUCGCCGACGAUGGAGCCCGGGGCACCGUGCGUUUGUGACGACGCGUGCGGCUCGUUUUCUUACCUUGAUUUGGAUGGUGAUGAGUGCCUUGUGGAAGCGGAGGUGAACAAGGACGAGAAUCUCAACGGGCACUUUACCGAGAUGGACGAGAACGGGGAUGGAUGCGUGACCCAGGCAGAGUGUGGCAAUUCUCCAUACUCGAAAGACAUGUCUAGGUUCCCAAUCGGGGGUCCCGCUGAGUGUGACUACGGAUACUACUUUCUGGAGGGCACCAGCGUCUGCCAGCAGUGCACCACGGGCUCCACUCGGCGACGCCGCUCGGAGGCAUGCACUGACUGCGCCCCUGGCAAAGAAGACCUGGGCGACUUCGACAACUGCAUCUCGGGGGUAUGGCUCACCGAGCCCAUAUCAACUGGGUCCGACGUCGUCUUCGUCAACAAGGCCCUCGACGACAGCGGCCGCGUGCUGCAGAAGGGCGACGGGAUCACCAUGUCCACACGCAACCCUGGGCACUUCGAGAGACUGGUCAUCACCGACAAGAUCGGCUUCGAUGACAGCGAGAGGCUGUCGCCAUACCACGAGUCUCUGCUCCGCAGAGGUGGGCCCUUCUUUAUCCUCGACCACGGAGUGCACGCGGGGUUCAACAAGUACGACGCGAUCGUCUCGGCCUGCUCGAGCACCAACGGUGUCGGACUCAGCGAGCAGUAUCCUUGCGGAUGCGGCAUUGAAAUCUGCGAUUUCGGGUACAGGUGUGACGAGCAGUGCGCUGGGAGCAACACCGUUAUCGAUCCCUACCUAGGCAGCGGCUUCGGAGACGGCGGGUGCUGCAUUGGACCCCCAGCCUCUCCGUUGCCGACCCCGGCCCCGACGGUGUCGGCCAAGGGUGACCCGCACCUGGUCAAUCUUCAAGGCGAGCAUUUCGACGUCAACCACGGCGGCGAGUUCACUCUGCUGCGCAUCCCGCAGGCCGCUGACAGGACCGCCGAGGUGGAGCUCCAGGCCACCAUCCGCCCCGAGCACGGGAAGCCAUGCACCACGUACAUCACUGCGGUUGAGCUCUCGGGUGCUUGGUUCGGCGGUAUCGUCGUGCAGGUGCGCUCCUACCUGCGGUCGCACUCCAAGAACGAAAGCGACUCGUUCUUGGGCCUCCGAGUGAUUGAGCGGGGCGCAUCUCGCGAAGCUCCCUGGUCGAGACUCGAGGACUGGGCCGAUGGGAAGACCGCCCUGUUCGAGCAGCAGGCCCGAGAUGGCGUCACGGUGACAAUGUCCAAGUCGCAGUGGCGCACCAAGAAGGGCGUGAAGGAGGGAUUGCCGACCAUAGCUGGGGAACUUCAGGUCAUGAUGCAGAACAAGAUGAGCGAUACCUCCGCCAUGAUCAUCGUCCGUCAAGACCUACCAUUGCAGGAGCAUCUGAAUUUGGCUGUGCGGCGCUUGAGCGCACUCGGGCGUGCAGACAUUGGUGGCCUGCUUGGGUUUGAUGCGCAUGCCGAGUCGCUGGAGGAUGUCACACCUGAGUGCCAGCGUCAUAGGGACGGGUUGGACAAGAAGGCGGGCCCCAAGGCUGUGCCGAGCUGGAAGGUGAGAUGGCAGAAGAUCAAAGAGCAGCGCGCCAGCAGUCGUGCACCUGGCGGGUCGAUCAACGACAACGAGGCGGGGGCCAGCCUCGUCAACAGGGACAUGAUGUGCAUCUGCUCCGACGCGGAGCCGAGUGACGUCACGGAGGAGACCGACCGCUCCAUGAACUCCGCCAGCUUGAUCGGCGCAGGGCGCGACGGAGUCCUCGCAGAGUUCCGCACGGCCCGGCUUGCCGAGGCAACGUGGGAUUGAUGGCGGUCUGUGCGGUGUCUUGGGCGCGUCCGCCGAGCCGCCCGCCCUCGGGACGCACCGCUGACAGGCCCGCCCGCCGACCACCCGCCCCCGCUCGCCUCCGCCCCUGCGGGGCCCCCUUCCGCUCGCGGCCGCAGCGGCCUCCGGGGGGCGAGGCCCUGGAGGAGAGAUGUCCCCACAGGAUUCCCACCGCGGCUGGGUCACCGUUAACAUGUGUAUUAUGCAAGUUUUCAGUUUUUCGGCCAGCGGGUCCGCCGAUUGGGCGGAUCCGCGGGCCGAGCUUCCGCAGGGAGAGGAGAUGGAGCGCCUGCACCGGCAGCGGAGUGCCGCACCAGCGUCACGGGCGACGAGUGUUUCGACAAGGUCAUGUGGGCGAUGCGGACGGGCAUCCAGCAGCACCCAGAGUACUAUCGCCCUCUGACGAGAAAUUCCAGCUUCGAGGACUUCCAGCAACACUUGCACGGCACAGCCAGGCUCUCCGGCGUGUGCCCCAAGCCAUGUGCAGCACCGAAGUCAGAGGAGCAAGCGCUUGCACCGGCAGCGGAGUGCCGCACCAGCGUCACGGGCGACGAGUGUUUCGACAAGGUCAUGUGGGCGAUGCGGACGGGCAUCCAGCAGCACCCAGAGUACUAUCGCCCUCUGACGAGAAAUUCCAGCUUCGAGGACUUCCAGCAACACCUGCACGGCACAGCCAGGCUCGCCGGCGUGUGCCCCAAGCCAUGUGCAGCUGCAGCGCCGAAGUCACAGCAGCGAGCUGAGCAGCAGGUCGGAACUCCAGCGCCAACAGUAAUCCAAUUGGAUGACCUACUCGUUUCAACCUACCCUGGAUACGUGCAAAGCGGCCAAAAUUGCGAGUGCGGAGCAGAGAUCAAAGCCUAUUCGGAAGAGUUCGAGACUCUCGAGUUAUGUGCCUCGGAGUGUUCCUUGUACCCAAACUGCAAGUCCAUUGGUCUUCACCCCUUCCUGUCAGUCUGGAAAGGCGGGUGCUAUCUUUACGAUGCAGAGUGUGGGUCAACGAAUGGGCAUGACUCCAACACCACCUGUGCCAAUCCAAUCCCGCAAGGAGCCCUUAGUGUCAACUUCAACAGGAUACCGACCCCUGCGCCCACUCCUGCACCUACGUCUUCAGUUGAGCCGUGCGACGUCACCGAUGGAUCGUCUCCGAGCUCUUUCUACCCGUGUCAGUGCGGGCCUGACAUGUGCGUUACAAACGAGGUCUGCUCAGGUGACAGGCGAGGCUUUUCGUGUUCUCCUCCGGGCAUUCUGAAGGUAGAGUGGCCGUGCCUGACGACUUCUAUCGGCAGCCCUUACUUCGUGUUUUACGGGAGCAGUGCAAGCGGAGCGCCAGUGUACAGCAAC